Messenger RNA from Coniophora puteana RWD-64-598 SS2, 1193 nucleotides. RefSeq lists its product as uncharacterized. NCBI's taxonomy places the organism in Eukaryota, Fungi, Basidiomycota, Agaricomycetes, Boletales, Coniophoraceae. The transcript has 4 exons. Gene Ontology annotation, cellular component: nucleus; cytosol. The record is from RefSeq and is a predicted model, not a curated record. Bases 210 to 1193 code for a protein of 327 amino acids.
CGACCUUUUACUAUUGCACCGGAGCCUGCUCAGAGCCGGUUGAUCAUCGAUCAGGCUUGCCCCAAUUCUAGCCCAACCUCGACUCGUCCUCACCAUUCCCCGUGACGUUGUCUGCUCAGACUUGUAUAUAAACCCCCGCCUUUGCGUCUCCUUCUGCAGCAUCUCCACUCAGCUCUUUCCUCCUCGCUAAACCAAUCCCAUCACUCUCAAUGGCCAUCACAGCUCCCGCUCCCACUCCUGCUCCUCGCAUCCUUGUCGUCAACUGCGACCAAACUAAGCCAGAUUUUGUGAAAGAGUUCGGCGACGUCGUUCAUCUCUUCCGUGAUGUGUUCACUGGAUAUGUCAAGGACGAGCCUUCUGCCGCUCACCCGGCUCCAGGCGGAGACACGACCAACGGCUGGGAAAUGUGCAGCAACGGCGCGUUCUACUUCAAGGGCUUUGAUGCGACCAAGUACAGGCAGAACAGCCACGGUCAUGAUGUCUGGCCGCACGUCGCAGCGGAGAAGAUUGACUGUAUCGUUGUCGGAGGAUCAUCGAACAGCGUAAAUGACCUUGUUCAGAAAGACCCCGAAGGCACCCUUUUCUGGAUGAAGGCCCUUGCCUUCUGGUUGACCGUGACUGCAAUCCAAUCCCACCAUAUCAAGUUUAUCGGUAUAUGCUUUGGGCACCAGCUUCUCAGUCAUGUCCUCUAUGACACCAAGAUCACGCCUAGCACUCAGCCUGAAAUUGGCCCGACGUCCGUUGCUCUCGAUGAUAAGUUCAAGCAUAUCUUCCCCGGUGGAGAUCAACUCAACAUCCAGAUGUUCCACUACGAGAUGGCGGAGCCCUUGCGUAGGGCUCUCGACGAAGUCAGGGAUGAGAUGACUAAAAAGCAACGCAUGUUCAAGCACUACUGCUGGGGCCGCACCCCGGAUUGCGGGAACGAGGGCUCUGUCGUGUUCUACGAUGAAUCUGAGGAGAAGCAGAUCCGUAUUUUGACUCUUCAGGGCCAUCCCGAGCUUACGGAGGCCAUGACGAGGAGGCUGAUCGAGUUAUUUUCGGCCAAAGGCAACAAACUAGAGGGAGUUUCCGCAUCUGACGCGGCCGAGGCCAACAGGAAGUUAGAUGCCUUCAAUGCAGACAAAAAGCAGUUGCAUUCGACGAGAGCGGCGGCGGCGAUGUGGAAGGUUGCAACGGGCGUAAACUUUGAAUGA